Micropterus dolomieu (smallmouth bass) is the source of this 888-nucleotide messenger RNA. RefSeq names its product transcription factor HES-5-like. Lineage: Eukaryota; Metazoa; Chordata; Actinopteri; Centrarchiformes; Centrarchidae. The transcript has 2 exons. Bases 373 to 858 code for a protein of 161 amino acids. Gene Ontology annotation, biological process: regulation of neurogenesis; regulation of transcription by RNA polymerase II; anterior/posterior pattern specification. Gene Ontology annotation, cellular component: nucleus. The record is from RefSeq and is a predicted model, not a curated record. Gene Ontology annotation, molecular function: DNA-binding transcription factor activity, RNA polymerase II-specific; RNA polymerase II cis-regulatory region sequence-specific DNA binding; protein dimerization activity.
AAUUAACUGUCAGUGUCCCACGUGUGUGAUGAGAUGAUCAGUGUGUGCUCAGUCAAAGUCAUUGCUGCAUCAUCUGCUCUCUCAACAGGGUCACCACUUUCCCAGAAUCACACAGAGUCUCCCUCCAUCUCCCCCCAGUCCUCCACCUGUUCCCCUGAGAUCUAACCAUUGUCCCCCAGGCAAUAACAGCAUUCAGCGUGCUGCAUCCCUUGUUGUCUUACUGACCUCUCUGAUUGGUUGAAACUGUGAGAAACUCCAGCCAGACCAAGACCCACACAUUCAUAUGGAGAUGUGGGACUAUAAAUAGGAGGGAUGAAGCCAGCAGAGAUCAGAUUCUCUCAACAGAGACCUCUACAGCACUGAGAUCCAGCCAUGGCACCUACAAUCAAUGCAGCAAUGACUGAUUCUCAGGAGCAUCUGACUCUGACCCACAAGCUCAGAAAGCCUCUGGUGGAGAAGUUACGCAGAGAAAGAAUCAACAGCAGCAUUGAGCAGCUCAAGUCUCUCCUGGGUCCAGAGUUCCUCAAACAGCAGCCAGACUCCAAGCUGGAGAAAGCAGACAUCCUGGAGAUGACAGUUUGUGUCCUGAGACGACUGCAGCAGCAGAAUCAAGCUGUGGACUCAGCAGCUGUCGAUCAGGGCUACUCCAGCUGUGUCCAAGAGGUGGACCACGUCCUGUCCAACGAGGAGGGGGAGACACAGUCCCAGAGAAGACUUGUGAACCACUUCAACAAGCUGCAGUCUUCCUCUGAUAAGAAGGUGAGAGAGGCUGACAUCUCUCUUCUGAGCUCCACAGUCCAGACCAGCAUUAUCAAAGAGAAGAGUCUGGCCAGGAGCGCCCCCUGGAGGCCGUGGUAGACACCUACAGACUGGAGUUAGUACCAGACA